UAGAUCAAGUGGGAUAUGGACUCUACCGCAAAUGCGAUGGCUGGUUUGCUCAUUGGAAGUGAGAGCGAUCAGCAAAAUAGCAGCUGUGCAGAAGUUCUGUGGUUUGAGAUUUUCAAAAGAUGUGACAAUGCCACAUUGCUACUAGCUGAACUGACUUGCCAGCUCUUCCAUCGGAUUUUGAGGACACCUAAGUUUUGGAUUGAAAAAUGUAAAUAUGACGGAGUUGCUCUGCCUUCUGUUAGCUGGAGGAAGUAUGUACAUAAAGAGGCAGACAAUACAUUAUAUAAUCCCUAUGACACUGAAACGCUAUCAAAAGCAUAUGCUUUUGAUUAUAAAAGAAUCUGCAUUGGUCAACCCUUCAAUCGCAAUCUCGCUAUCACAAUAAACAGCUCCUGUACCUUGAAAUAUCUAAAACAAAAAGGGAUGAAAUUCAGAAGCGGUGGCGAUGGGAUAAUAUUAGAGCAUCCUCCACAAGGCAUUGACCCAGAUGAGAUUUCCGUCUGUUUUGCGACCAGUUACGAGUGGUGCAGUCGGUAUUUCGAAAUUGAGCUGGACAAAGCAGGUGUACAGGAUUGGGUCAUGGACUUGGUUCGACCUGAAAUCACUAUCUGCGAACGUUGCAUCUGCAGGAGAGACUGUGGAGCGGUUUACAUGCUUGAAGCCAAACUUUUGAAACUCGACGAAAAGCUUGAUGAUAGACCGGAAGACAGUGAUGACAGUGAAGACAGUGCUGCCGACGAUUCUGAUGCAGUGGAAGCUAGAAAACAGAAAAAUGAUCCUACGCGCUACCGUUGUGCUCAACGUAGAUGGGAGGAGUUGGAAGGAGGAAAGUCGUGGGAGCUCAUGGAGUUUGUCUUCAAAGAUUAUCCGAUUGGUAUGAGAAAGUUAGGCGUUCUCAGUCAAGGAAAGGACACACACUAUUGGGCUGGACAUUACGGCUGCAAAUUUGGAGCUACGGAAGUGCAUAUUAAGUUGCCGAACACCCCAGGACUAAUCAAUCUGCAAGAAGAUUCGUAAUACAGAGUGGUUGUUUAGAAACAAAUUUAUGUAAUCAAAGUAAAUUCCAAGGUCUACUGAGACUUUUGGUGUUGCUGCACAUAAGCGUGUCAGUUUCUGUUUCGUCAAGAAUAAGACUCAAAACAGG
Cylicocyclus nassatus is the source of this 1144-nucleotide messenger RNA. NCBI's taxonomy places the organism in Eukaryota, Metazoa, Nematoda, Chromadorea, Rhabditida, Strongylidae. The record is from the annotation of a GenBank genome assembly.